Nerophis lumbriciformis (worm pipefish) is the source of this 4318-nucleotide messenger RNA. It is a transcript of the gene ppp1r2, whose product is annotated as protein phosphatase 1, regulatory (inhibitor) subunit 2. Gene Ontology annotation, biological process: regulation of signal transduction. Gene Ontology annotation, molecular function: protein phosphatase inhibitor activity. NCBI's taxonomy places the organism in Eukaryota, Metazoa, Chordata, Actinopteri, Syngnathiformes, Syngnathidae. The record is from RefSeq and is a predicted model, not a curated record.
GCGUUGCCGCCGCCAGUCGGUGAAGUAACGAAACGGAGAUGUGCUCACUGUCGCUCUCAAAGGAACCUCGCCAUGUUUUUUUUGACUAGAUAGUAAAGUUAAAGCCGUCCAAGCGAGCAUGUUUGACCCAAUUAUUUAAUACUAAGUGAAAAUAAAUACAGAGGGAAGAUUUGAACAUCUGACAGCCAGUGCGUGGGAAUGGCAGCUCCGCGGCCGAUAAAAGGCAUCCUGAAAAACAAGAACAACGCCGCUGGUGUCAAGCCGCUACCGGAGGACUUUCUGCCGGAUAAACCCGAAGAAAGUGCCGGACUCUCGGAUGAAGAGCAGCAGAAGAAGUCCCAGAAGUGGGAUGAGAUGAACAUCCUGGCUACUUACCAUCCAGCAGACAAAGAUUAUGGCCUGAUGAAGAUAGAUGAGCCCAGCACGCCUUAUAACAGGAUGGUUGGAGACGAAGAGGAUGAGGGGGCGCUGAGCGACUCGGAGGGUCAUGGGGCGCUUCAUGCGGACGACCUGACAUCAAAGCUCAAAGCGGCAGAGUGUUUGGAACCUCGAUUUAUGAAGGAAGAAGAAGAAGAAGAGGACGAGGAGAGCAGUGAGGAGGAGGAAGAAGAGCUGACCCCUGAGGAGCAAGCCAAAAAGAAACAUUUCCAGAUGAUGAGGAAAAAGCAUUACAACGAGGGCCUCAACAUCAAACUGGCUAGACAGCUCAUCGCCAGCGAGCUGGAGGAUGACGAAGAUGAGGACGAGGAGAUGAGGGAUGAGACGGAAGAGGCGGAGGAGAUUAAUGUGGAUCCGCCACAAGGUGAGAAUAAACUGAUUCUCUGGACUCCUAGAUGAGGCAUGCGUGCUUACACUCCAGUAUGAGUGCAUGGGCUUACCAUGCAGACGAGACAGUACCACAGCGCUGCGUGUUUCCAAUGUCGGGCCAAGCAAAGACACCGCUUCACACAUCAAACGCCUCCAAACAGCCAUUCAUCUGUCUCCACUAUUCCCAAAAGGUGCAAUAUAACCUAGUGACAAAUGUCCUCCACUGACGCUACCCCCUCCCCUCUCCAUGGACAAGGCCGCACUGAAGACAAUAUGAUUCUGACUGUGGAAGUAAGUUCAAGGCCUUGGAGGACAGUUGCUGGGACCGUCCCUCAGUGGGCCUUGGAGCUUGGAGGUCAGCCCUGAAGAAACCCAAGAGAAGCCGGCUGGAGGCGUCUCAAGGAUGUGCUUUUAAUCUGUCCCCUACUUUUUUUUGCUUCUUUUUGAAUUUAUAUCAGGACAGUUUUCAUUUAACAGCCACGUGGAUAUGAUGUAGUUCCACGGUGUGAGUUCUAAGCAGAGUUUGUUCACAUGGGCUGUGUCUCAAUUCGCACACGUACGUACUUACACUUCAAUAUCUCCACUGAGUACACUGGGUACUUGGUUAGUCGCAGAUUUUGACAUGCACGCGUGUGUACUUAAACUUCAAUAUCGCGACUGAGUACACUGCAUACUUGGUUCCUUGAGGCGCAGAUUUUGACACGCACACUUAGGUAAUUACGCUUCAAUAUCUCUACUGACUACACUUGGUUCCUUAAAAUGCAGAUUUUUUACAUGCAAAAUGACAUACUUACACGUCAAUAUCUACUGAGUACACUGAAUACUUAGUAUUUUGUCAUGCACACUUAGGUACUUACACUUCAAUAAGUCUACUGAGUACUCAGUGUUCUUGGUGCGUUAAGACACAGAUUUUGACAUGCGCACGUACGUAGUUCCUUAAGAUGAGUAUUUUGACAUACACACUUGGGCACUUACACCUCAAAGGGUGUACUGAGUACACUGUGUACUUGGUUACUUAAGAUGCAGAUUUUGACAUGCGCACUUAUGUAUUUUUGCUUCAAUCUUUUCUGAGUAAACUGCGUUCUUGGUUCCUUAAGAUAUUGAUUUUGACACGCGCACUUAUCCUUUUACAUGUCGAAUGAGCGCACGGCGUACUUGGUUCCUUAAGACGCAGAUUUUGCCUCAAAACCUCUACUGAGUACACUGCGUGAUAGGUUCCUUAAGGCACGGACUUUGACUCGUGUUCUUACACUUUGAUACGUCAUAGUGCACCGUGUAUUUACUUCCUAAAGGCGUUUGAUUUUUGACUUAAGCGCCGUCCCUAAUGCGCACGUCCCAUCGCAAAAUAACUUACUCUCCUUUUUUAAUUGUGAAUUGCAAUCGUCAGCCAAAAUACGGAUUAUAGAUCAGUGGUUCUUAACCUUGUUGGAGGUACCGAACCCCACCAGUUUCAUAUGCGCAUUCACCAAACCCUUCUUUAGUGAAAAAUAAAAUGUUUUUUUUUUUCAAAUUCAAGACAAAGUUAUAUGUUUUUGGUAAUACUUUAGUAUUGGGGAACAUAUUCUAAGUAACAAAGACUUAAUUUAGAGUUAUUUGGUUAGGGUUAGAGGGUUAGGGCCAGGGUUAGGGUUAUAAUAAGGCCAUGCCGAAUAAAGCAUUAAUAAGUACUUAAUAAUGACUAGUUAAGACCCAAUAUGUUACUAAUUUGCAUGUUAAUAAGCAACUAAAUAAUGGUGAAUAUGUUCCCCAUACUAAAGUGUUACCAUGUUUUUUUACUGGUGCAUAAAAUGAACCGUGCAUGAACAUCACCUUGUUCAAAGAACGAAACCAACACAGUGCAUAAACUCACAACAAAUUACACACCUGCAAAUCAGUGUGACUUCUGCUGUUGUCGUAUCCGUAAUACGCCAAUAGGGAGAAGUUUUUAUUUACACGAUGAGUCGGGUGUGUCUCGACCUCCACCGAACCCCUGAGCCCGACUCACCGAACCCCUAGGGUUCGAUCGAACCCAGGUUAAGAACCACUGGUCUAGUCUCUUACGUGAAUGAGCUAAAUAAUAUUAUUUUAUAUUUUACAGUAAUUUGCUCGAAAGGUGAGAAAUAUUCCCCUAACAAUACCUUAUACCAGUGGUUCUUAACCUUGUUGGAGGUACCGAACCCCACCAGUUUCAUAUGCGCAUUCACCGAACCCUUCUUUAGUGAAAAAUAAAAUGUUUUUUUUUUUUUUCAAAUUCAAGACAAAGUUAUAUGUUUUUGGUAACACUUUAGUAUGGGGAACAUAUUCUAAGUAACAACAACUUAAUUUAGAGUUUUUUGGACGCUAGAGGAACAUAUUCUAAAUAACAAAGACUUAAUUUAGAGUUAUUUGGUUAGGGUUAGAGGGUUAUGGCCAGGGUUAGAGGGUUAGGGUUAUAAUAAGGCCAUGCCGAAUAAGGCAUUAAUAAGUACUUAAUAAUGACUAGUUAAGAGCCAAUAUGUUACUAAUUUGCAUGUUAAUAAGCAACUAAAUAAUGGUGAAUAUGUUCCCCAUACUAAAGUGUUACCAUGUUUAUUUACUGGUGCAUAAAAUGAACCGUGCAUGAACAUCACCUUGUUCAAAGAACAAAACCAACACAGUGCAUAAACUCACAACAAAUUACACACCUGCAAAUCAGUCUGACUUCUGCUGUUGUCGUAUCCGUAAUACGCCGAUAGGGAGAAGUUUUUAUUUACACGCUGAGUCGGGUGUGUUUUGAUCUCCGCCGAACCCCUGAGGCCGACUCACCGAACCCCUAGGGUUUGAUUGAACCCAGGUUAAGAACCACUGUUAUAGAUGUUGUGUGUUGAGUACACUAAACACCUGAAAUGAUGGGCUGGGGACUAAGGGAGUGGUUGCAAUUCACAAUUAAAAAGGAGAGAAGACAAAGCAGAUUCAUAUUGCUGUGGUCAUGUUACCAACAUUAAUAGAUUCAGGACAGCACUACAAUGUCAAAGUACUCAUUGUAUGCAGUGUACUGUACAUAGCGUACUGACGUAAGCAUUGAAUUUGAGACACAGCCAUGAUUUUGAGUCAUCAUUUUUAUGAACAAAUAUAUUUACUUAUCUUAACUUAACACUGAAAGAUUAAACGUUUGGGAAUUUCCGUUAAAGAUACUUACUUUCCAAGUAGUAUGUUUUGGUUUUUCUGCACUUCAGUUGUAAAACAAGUCGAUGAGUCCGGAAGUCGACACUGAUUCAGACUAUGGGACUGAUUUUUUUUUUCUUUCUGAAGUCGAGUAACAGAGAUUUUGACUGAAGGAUCCAAAGAGAUGAAAUCCUGCAAUGGUGGACUAUCAUAUGCUACUGAGGAAUAAGAAAAAAAGUCAACCCACACGAGUGAUUUAUUGGACUUUCCAUAUAUCUUGAUCUUUGUCUGGUAAAUUUUAACGAAGAAGGUCAAAUGUAUUGCCUGUCUGAUUUAAAAUAAUGUCCAAUCGGGAGGUGUAAUUCAUGCUGAUGCUACUGAUGAAUAAAUACUUUCAAUGUUGGCUCUA